AUGGAAGCAAGCGAAGUCAAGAGCAAGAAACCAGGAGCCUCUCGUCUCUUCUGCUUAUGCAACCAGAGACGUCCGGUCCUGAAACGACCCAAAACCAUCCAACAGGCACUUGAUCAAGGAGCUGCGUUAUUGAAAGUAGAUAAGCUAGUCACUGGACAUAACGCAGAUGAUAUAGCAGAGAGCCAGAGACCGUUCUCUUGA
Molecule: messenger RNA, 201 nt
Organism: Arabis nemorensis
Lineage: Eukaryota; Viridiplantae; Streptophyta; Magnoliopsida; Brassicales; Brassicaceae
Source: the annotation of a GenBank genome assembly